Sapajus apella (tufted capuchin) is the source of this 1772-nucleotide messenger RNA. It is a transcript of the gene OC90, whose product is annotated as otoconin 90. Gene Ontology annotation, molecular function: phospholipid binding; calcium ion binding. Gene Ontology annotation, cellular component: extracellular matrix. Gene Ontology annotation, biological process: lipid catabolic process; arachidonate secretion; phospholipid metabolic process. Bases 83 to 1516 code for a protein of 477 amino acids. The transcript is spliced from 14 exons. Lineage: Eukaryota; Metazoa; Chordata; Mammalia; Primates; Cebidae. The record is from RefSeq and is a predicted model, not a curated record.
CCGUUCAUCCAGUGCACUCCGGUGGAUCCCUCACGGAGUCUGUUCCAGUUGCUGCCUAAGCUCCAUCCUUUGCUCUCCUGCCAUGAUUGUGUUUCUGCUCACGAGUAUGCUGAUGGUCCUCUGUGCUGGAGGCCAGCCUCUGGACACCCCACACCUUCCACGGGAGCUGCUUCCAGGACUCCCAAACAAUAUCAAUAUCACGUUCUUCAGUGGGAUGUUUAAAAAUGUGGAAAGUGUGGCUGAAAUUUUUGAUUGCCUGGGCUCCCACUUCACCUGGCUGCAGGCUGUCUUCACCAAUUUCCCGGUGCUGCUCCAGUUCGUGCAUGGUAUGAAGUGUGUGGCUGGUCUCUGCCCCCGAGACUUUGACGACUAUGGUUGCGCCUGCAGGUUUGAGAUGGAAGGGUGGCCUGUGGACGAAUCCGACAGCUGCUGCUUCCAGCACCGCAGGUGCUAUGAGGAGGCCGCUGAAAUGGACUGUCUCCAAGACCCUGCCAAGCUUAGCACAGACGUCGAUUGUGUCGGGAAGAAGAUCACGUGUGAGUCCAAGGACCACUGUGAGCACCUGCUGUGUACCUGUGACAAGGCUGCCAUAGAGUGCUUGGCUCGGUCCAGCCUCAACUCUUCCCUGAACCUUCUGGACACCUCCUUCUGCCUGGCUCAGACUCCAGAGACAACCGUCAAGGAAGAGCUGACAACACUUCUGCCCAAAGUGGUUCCUGUGGAGACCACAGACAGCGGCCUGACAGCACUUUCAGGAGAAGAGGCAGGCCACGAUCAGGAAGGCGUGGAAGCUGCUAGGGCUACAUCCCCUCCAGGAUCUGCAGAGAUAGUGGCAACAAGGGUUACAGCUAAAGUUGUAACCCUUGUCCCUGCUGGCAUUCAAUCUCUGGGGCUGGCAGUGUCAUCUGUUGAAAAUGGUCCGGAGGAGACAACUGAAAAAGCCUGUGACAGAUUCACCUUCCUGCACCUGGGAAGUGGGGACAACAUGCAGGUGAUGCCACAGUUUGGAGAGAUGCUUUUUUGUCUGACGUCCCGGUGCCCGGAGGAAUUUGAGUCUUAUGGCUGUUACUGUGGACAAGAAGGAAGAGGCGAGCCAAGGGAUGCCCUGGACAGGUGCUGCUUGUCCCAUCGCUGCUGCUUAGAGCAAGUGAGAAGGCUGGGCUGCCUGAUGGAGAGGCUUCCUCGGUCACCGGUGGUGUGUGUGGAUCACAAGCCCAAGUGCGAGGGCCAAAGCCUGUGUGAGAAGUUGCUCUGUGCCUGUGACCACACGGCAGCUGAGUGUAUGGCCUCUGCCUCAUUUAACCAAAGCCUCAAGUCCUCAAGCAGACUUGGGUGCCCCGGGCAGCCAGCAUCCUGUGAAGACAGUCUGCAUCCUGUGCCCGCAGCCCCCACCCUGGGCUCCAGCUCUGAGGAGGACAGCGAUGAGGCUUCUCCCCAGGAAGACCUCAGCAGAGCCAGGAGGUUUCUGCGGAAGUCACUGGGUCCCUUGGGCAGCAGGCCCAUCCAUGGAAGAUAGAUACGCAGAGAAAAUGGUCAACACCCUCAGUAGUGUGACUCCUGCUCUCCUUCACCUCUUUAGCUCUCAGCCUCCUCUGUCCCUUGGGGUCUCCUUCCCUUCCUUUAACCCAAAGGCUGGGAGGGAACAGAGGCCAUGAGCCCUGUCCGUGCAUCAUCAGCUGUGGUCCCCACACAGGCCAGUGUGUACUUGGAGAAGGCAGACCACUAUGCUCCUGUAGUGCACUGUGCAAACUCAAUAAAUACUCCAAUCAACA